Messenger RNA from Aspergillus brunneoviolaceus CBS 621.78, 1600 nucleotides. RefSeq names its product cytochrome P450. Gene Ontology annotation, molecular function: monooxygenase activity; iron ion binding; oxidoreductase activity, acting on paired donors, with incorporation or reduction of molecular oxygen. The transcript has 3 exons. The record is from RefSeq and is a predicted model, not a curated record. NCBI's taxonomy places the organism in Eukaryota, Fungi, Ascomycota, Eurotiomycetes, Eurotiales, Aspergillaceae. Bases 60 to 1568 code for a protein of 502 amino acids.
UGAUUCCCCAAUUCUCCUCCCACCACUCACUAAGCUACCAAGAAUUAUCUCGGCCCAUCAUGACUGGUAGUUUCUUGAAGAUAGUGAUUUCCCUGCUGUUGGUUUAUCCGAUUAGCCGUGUCCUUUACAACAUUUUCUUCAGCCCAUUGAAACAUGUUCCGGGACCAACCAGCUGGGCAGCCACCCGUCUGCCAUUCAUUUGGGGAUUGCUCCGAGGCACGAUUGUCCAUGACUUUGAGAAACUGCAUCGUAAGUACGGCCCUGUUGUGCGGACCGCGCCCGACGAGGUCAGCAUUGCCAGUGGUGAGGGCUGGACCGCUAUCUAUGCUAGCCGGCCACCUGAUCGACAGUUUCUCAAGGAUCCGGUCUGGUGGCGCAGACAGCCUGGUCAGCCUGAUUCCCUCUUGAGUGCGAUCAGCCCAGACAAGCAUGCAGCGAUGCGAAGGCUGUUAGCGCCAGCUUUCACCCAGCGUGCCCUCCGGACCCAAGAGGAGGUGCUGCAGAAGUUCGUCUCGCUUCUUGUUGCACGGAUCCGAGAACAGGUGGAAGCUGCUGAUGGUGGUAAGGCCGGUGCCCAGAUUGACAUAGCUCCCUGGUUUAAUUUCACUACGUUUGAUAUCUUUGGUGACCUGGGCUUUGGCGAGUCCUUUAACUGCCUACAAGACUCCAAGUAUCAUCCCUGGAUUGCGCUGCUGUUCAACAGUGUCAAGGCUGCCUCCGUUGUUGCAGCGGCACGGUAUUACCCACUGCUGGAGUGGCUCCUGAUGAAAUGUAUCCCCAAAUCCCUGGCGGAGAAGGGCCAACGCCAUUACCAGCAGAUUGUGGACAAGGUCGAUCGGCGGCUCAGUUGGGAGCUUCAGCGACCGGAUAUUAUGUCUCAUCUCAUCGACAAAGACAGCGGCCAAGUGGUUUUCCCGCGCGGGGAGCUCAACGCGACCUUCAUGAUCCUGACGACUACCGGCAGUGAGACUACUGCGACCGUGCUGACGGGGAUUCUAGCCUAUUUGGUGAACAAUCCGAAGAUCAUGGGGCGCCUGGUUAGCGAAAUUCGAGGGAAUUUCCAGUCUAGCAUGGAGAUCAGCCUGGCAGCGGCUACGGAGCUCCCAUAUCUCACCGCGGUCAUUGAAGAGGGGCUCCGGCUUUGUCCGCCCGUGCCGUGGAUGUUGCCCCGUCAAGUGCCAUCCGGUGGAGACUCGGUGUGUGGUACCUGGUUACCCGAGGGUACUUCGGUCUCUCUCCAAGCUUACACCCUGAACCGUGAUCCAUCCCGCUUUCAUGCCGCUACCUCCUUCUGCCCCGAGCGCUGGCUUGCAGAUGCCUCGUCCAAUCCGGACUCACCUUUUCACCAUGAUGACCGCCGGGCCGUGCAGCCGUUCAGUAUGGGGCCACGAAACUGCUUGGGACAGCACCUGGCCUGGGCGGAAAUGAGACUAAUUCUUGCCAAACUCCUGGUAACCUUUGAUUUCGAGGCUGUGGAGGGGAAACGAUUGCAAUGGGAGGAACUACGCACGUUCUUGUUGGUGGAAAAGCGACCCUUGUGGGUGCGAGUGCGAGUGGCUGGCCCCUGAUGAUGAUUCAGUGGGGCUGGGGGCGGGAGGGG